AAAUAAAUGUCAUUAUAAAAAUAAUUUGAAAAAAGCUAUUUACUCAUUAAUAAUCAGUAUAUAUAUUAAAGUUUUGAAAAUUGUUAGUAUAGUUAGAUUUGUUUGGAUUGUACAAAAUGUCUUCACCAUUUGAACUAUGUUUUGUGGCACUAAUAGUAACAGUAUUUACCAAUGAAGUAGUCAAUGGUCAACAAGAUUUAAUAAGAGGUAAACCCAUAUCAAAUGUCGCGUGCGAUCGUAUUGCCUCUCAGGGUGUACUCAAUUGUAUGCAAACCUAUUUUCCGGGCAGUAUUUUGUCGGCAUUUAAUCCCAAUGGAGGCUCAGGUAGAAAUAGUGAUGUAUGCUGUCGGUACAGUAAAUACAAUGCCUGUAUCGCUGGUCUGCAAACCGGUUUACGGUUAGCUAUGGAAAGGGAACGUUGUUCGCGAGCCUAUGCGGCAAAAAUUAUCCGAAGUACCGGUGAAUCAGCACUGGGUAUACCACUGAAGUCCUACUGCGGUACAGCAGCCGAUGGUAAAAGUCGGUGUCCGCCGUCCAGGACUACAUCCAAACCCAGAAAGCAGUCGUCGUCAUCUAAUCGUAAACCAACUAAGCGUAGGCCAACACAGGAUCAGCUCGACCCGUUGGGACUUGGAUCGGCAUCGGGAUCAGGAUUGGGAUCGGGAUUGGAUCGCAACAACAUAUUUAACAGAGGUACCGGUUCUCAUGGAGCUGAUAACCCGUUGACGGCUAUCGGUGACACAAUUAACCGAGGCAUCGAUACCAUUGGACAGGGAAUCUCAUCUAUUUUAAACACAGGUACCGCUGCUUUAGGUGGGGCUACUGGUGGUGUUGGUGGUGGUGGUGGAAGAAUCUUUGAAUCACCGUUAAGUCAUAUUGGCAGUGUAUUUCAAAAUGGCCGGGACACUUUACAACGCGGUACUUCCGGUCUACUAAAUGGUGGCAAACCUAACAAAAGGACAGAUAGUUCAGCACUGGGAGGUUUCGGUUCACCACUCGAUGGAUUUUUGAAUAAUGGUCGCGAUACUAUUGGUAACGGUGCAUCUGGUAUACUUGGUGGGGCAGAUAUUUUUGGUUAAAUAAAUAGAUAAAAUAAAUAUUAUCUUGAUGACUAUUUUAUUUAUAAGUGCACAAUUUUGUAAAUUUUAAUUUUUAAUUAAUGUUUAUUUAUAACUAAAAAACAUGGUGUCUUAAAAACAGUACUUCAAUAAUACUCAUAAUUUAAUACAAUAUAACUCAAUGGAUAAAUAAUAUUGUUUUUUAUUUUGUAUAAAUUAAUUUGAUUUAAAAAAAACUGCUACAA
Molecule: messenger RNA, 1303 nt
Organism: Oppia nitens
Lineage: Eukaryota; Metazoa; Arthropoda; Arachnida; Sarcoptiformes; Oppiidae
Exons: 2
Coding region: 117-1079 (320 amino acids)
Source: RefSeq, a predicted model, not a curated record